Molecule: messenger RNA, 1218 nt
Organism: Arctia plantaginis
Lineage: Eukaryota; Metazoa; Arthropoda; Insecta; Lepidoptera; Erebidae
Source: the annotation of a GenBank genome assembly
AUGUGGGAUCCGAAAAGUAAAAUUAUAAUAUUGAUACUCCCAUUCCUAAUUCAUAAUGGUGGUGCAUUUACCAGGAUUGAUCCCUUAGUUGAAACUAAACUUGGCCUAAUCCGUGGUUUGAGAGCUUCUGAUGGAGAUUAUUCAAUGUUCAUGGGUAUACCUUAUGCAACCGUAAAUGAAAGCAAUCCUUUCGGGCCAUCUAAACCACAUCCUGGGUUUGAUGAAACUUUUGAAGCGUACGAUGACUCGUCAGUAUGUCCCCAAGUCGAAGAAUUUGUAAGUCCUUGGGGCCUCCUUGGGUAUGAGCCUGACACAUCAGCACCGUUGAAAUUGGCUGAAAAUCUUGGAUUGCCUACAAGUGAUACCGACGAAGCUCUAGAAUUCCUUGCAAGAACUGACUUGAAACUUGUUUUAGCGUCUGCAAUAGAAUUAAAUCUCCAAUUGAGACCAUGUGUUGAACAACAUUUUGAUGACGUUGAAACGUUUAUUUAUGACUAUCCCAUUAAUAUACAAAAUUCAAAUCUGGGCAGAAUGCCUAUUCUUAUAGGACACACUAGUGAUGAAAUGUCAGGUUUUUUUGAACGCACUACGUCUGAAGAAUAUGCUGUAUUAAAUGUUUUUUAUGAUACACUAAAAGAUGCAUUCAAUUUUGAAAACGAUGAUCUCGUUGAGAUGGAAACAUAUAUACGACAUUUCUACAUUGGAGACGAAGCAUUUUCAGCUGAAGUCGAACAGGAUCUCACCAUAUUCGCUUCAGAUUUCAAUUUCAAUUAUCCAGCUGUGAGAACUAUAAAUAAAUAUGUCAAUAACGGUGCGACAAAUGUCUAUUAUUACGUGUUCUCAUAUGAUGGUGACAGACCCUUUUUUAAAAUUUUGAACAAUAUAACAUCUCCGGGAGCAGGGCACGCUGAUGAAAUAGGCUAUUUGUUUGAUGUUUCUUUCAUGGAUCAAAAACCAUCGGAUGAAGACCAACUGAUAAUUGAUCGUAUAACCAGUUUGUGGACUAAUUUUGCUAAAUAUGGACAACCAGUCCCACAAGUAACGGAGCUUUUGCCUGUUCAGUGGCCAGCUGUCACAAAGCAAACGCAGUACUAUUUGAAUAUUGAUUCAGAACUUGAAGUUAAAAAAAGGAUUUUCAAGCAGAGGAUGACUAUGUGGAAUUUGUUUUACAAAAUCAACGAAAAGUUCCAAAUUGGAUAUAGGGACACUGAUGAAUGA